AAACGCCGUCUACCACUGUACAACAAAUGAUGGAACAGAGAAUUCACUCUGGAAAAGGAAUGAAUAAGGUUUGCUCUGGCUAGUCAAGGUAAUAAUAGCUGUAUCAGCUUUUUUAUGACAAAGAAGGCUUUAUAUGUGCGUUUUACACUUUUCGGGUACGUAGAAUCAUUGAUUUAACAAAUUGUCGGUCAAUUGCUUUUCUCACUCCUGUGGUGGAAACUGAUUCCGGCUCGCUGUCGAUUUUUGGAGGAAUAAUUCUCUGACUUUCAAAAUUUUUAUCUCAUUCUUAUCUCGACCUCCGCCUGAAUGGGGAACUCCUUUACAUUCUGACGUCUACACUUGGAAGAUUUUUCGUGAAUGACAUUGAAAGCUUUCAUGAUACACAAUCGAUGACAUAACUCCAAUAAAAACACAAAUUGUUCUUGUCUGAUAACCUUGUCAAGUUCUUUGGCCUUGCGACAAGCGACGAAAUAUUUAUUAUGUUCUCUGAAACUUCUCCCUUUUUUUCCGCCCCGACAGCUGUGGGUAAAACUUAGCAUAUCCGGUUAGCCUAAGCAUAAUUUCUUUGGCACGUGAGUUCUUUGCUCUUUACUUUGGAGACCUCCAGAAAUAUUUUGUUGUUGUUGUUAUUCUUGUUAUUGUCUCUUGUAUCUUAAUAUAUUUCCACAUGUUUUAAUAGUCAUGACUCUAUUGCAUGUUUAAACAAAUAAACAUAGAGCUUCAAGCAGUGUCAUCAAUCAACAGCACAACACAAACGUUUACUCAGGAUCUCGCUUCAUCAGACGGACAGAUGGAACCACACCGGCAUCAGAAAUAUGCGGCGGAAAAGCGAUAGUAUCCUAGGGUAUUGAAUUCCAAAACGUUUCAGCUCUUUCUCAAGUUGUGUGCCAACCAGAAGCUUUGUGACAGCCAAGAUAAACUCAGGUAAAGACGGUGUUUUUUCUUAGUAAUGUCUCAUUAUAAACCAUUCAUUAUCUCUAUACACCAUUUUGACAUCUAGGUUCUCACUUUGGGUGCACAAGGCCCAAAAAAGAGCAACAUAGUCGUCAAGCAUGUGGAGAACGCUCAAGCUUGUUUUGUUGCUCGUGAUGUGUUUCACCGCCAUCAGUUUUUCGAAGAAGUCAAAGAAGAAAAAAAGUAAGUCGCUUCAUAAACAAUAUUUUUAUCGUACACCUUACUUUCCAGUUCAAGAUCUGUGAUUUCUUUGAUUUCUAUCCUUGAAAACGAACCGCCUUGAGGUCGUUUUACAUUGCAUAUUAUUUGGUAAUACUAACCAAGGCGCCUCAACGCGUGACAAAGAAGAGCCCUAUGUGUCCACAAUCGAUUGGGAAAUUCAUUUCAUUGUUUCCAAAACCGCAAAAAUCGAAUUAUUAGCUAAUAGACUUAUAUUACAUUUCAGCACCUCAUAAAUACACUUUUUCAUUCAUUCUCUUUUAUUAAUACAAGCCGACUUCAAACUCACAGUGAAAGGAAAUGGUAACUAAAAAAAGCUGGUCAACUUACAAUUGGAUCAUAAACAUUUGCUUAAAGAAUUUGGUUUUAUAAGUCCCUUUUCAAAAGAGGUCUUACGGUCCUGUACUGGACUGACAGACAAUGAGAUAAGGUAAUAACCCAAUUGCGAAAGUCGAAAGUCGUCAUGUUCGAGAGAGCUUAAACAACCACGAAUUAAUUACUUUUGCUUUAAGUAGUAAAAUGCAUAAAGAUGGAAGUAACUAUAAAAUUUUGACUUUGUACAGGGAUGCUCCGGCCGAAGUCUUAAUCACCCUCUCCUUUUAUCGCGUUUUGACAUAGCCUGCGAAAACAUCCGUUUCUCCUCGCUCUUCGCCGCUGCGGACGUUUCGCGAGGAGGAACGAAACGUCCCCAGUGGCCAAGAGCGAGGAGAAACGGAUGUUUUCGCAGGCUAGUUUUGACAUGCAGUUAAACGCUAACAAGACGUAAAAUAGUACCUCUUCCGUAUACCUUGAAAUGACUAUGGUAGGAAAAGGAGCUACUUUUUUUCCUCGGCAUCUCAAUCUAUACCUCACCUCACGCCUCGCCGAUGUGGCGGAGCAUAUAUCCCUUUGUAGGAAAUACUUCUAGGGGUCAUUUAUCGUAACUGUGGCGUGACUCCAACGGAGAAGCCGUUUCAAUGGCCGGUCACGGAAUGACAGCAAACACGAAAUACGUUAACAUGGUCAGAAGGACAGUCAUGUAAAACCUCUUGACAACACUGCUUUUUCAGUGUAAAAAAUGAAUGUCUGGGACAAACCUGAUUUGUCGGGAAAGCAUUUUUUUUUUUGGGGGAUAAUUUCCCACAUUUCAAAAUUGGAACGAAAAACCCCCGGGCACUGUACUGCCUUGUAACCCGGCCUUAAAAACGGAUAAUGGCAAACCUGAUUUGUCGGGUACAGGAAUUCCCCACUGUACUGCUAACCGGCGGCACAAACGGAUAUAGCAGAUACAGGAGCGGAGCAGCGGAUUAGAUUGGCUCGGUUUAAGAUAUAGAGAACGUAACAAGCGUGAUGAUUAAAAGAAAAACAUCAAUAAAUAAGAUAAUCCUGUUCUAAUGUUAACAGACUUACCUUAAUCUCCUUGGUAUGUCUGAUCCUCUUUGGUCAUCUGAAUAAAAACAGGAAUGUUAUUUCAAAUAAAUGCCACGCUAUUUAGUGGCAUAGAGAAAUUUUAUCCUGCAAAAGUUCAGAAGAACGAUAAAACUAAAAAAAAAACAACAUCGACUGGGAAAAUGCGAAAGGUGAAUGUUUUUGGGAUCCUCACUUUGAAAUGCACGAAAAGAUGCAUGUAAUUUGGAUAUAUUUUAAUAGUGAGUUUUCUUGUUUCUUACCCUAGGGGCAUUUCUCCUCCGUAAGAGUUAUUUUUGUAUGUAUGGGUGGAUCAAAUGCGUCAAAAUUGUGGUUAGCUGUAAAAAUGUGUCUGUGGUUCACAUUUCAGUUGAAAGGCACGAACCGAAAUGUCCUCACACUCGGAGGGUUAUCGCAAGCAAAUUUCCUUUACUGACUAGAGUGAAUUAGUGGGCCGAAUUAGAGGCUUUUGAUUGAAUGAAACUAUAAUUACAUAUCCCGUACUAAAAUUUUGAAUAUAGAAGCAAAGGCAGAUUCAGCCAUUCAAGAAAUGUGCUCGUAUCUACUUUGUCGAAGUCACUCCGAGUCACUUGGCCAAGAUUGAAAAAACUUCCUUUCACUUUCAAGAGGUCUGAAAGCCCACAAAAUCCAAGGCUUCUCUUAUAUUUUUUUAAACGGCUACAUCUCAGUAAGGGAUUUUUUCGCCACACCCCAAAAGCUAGAAUUUACACUCCUCUCACAACUGAGCGUAGGUUUCGCCUUCGGCUGUCUCUCUACGGUGUCUUAACUUCCUUGCCAACUUCCAAUUAACGUUAGUUAAUUUCUUGGCAUCACAUUUUAGAUAAGAAAUGGAAGGAUUACAGGCGCUUCUGGUGCACAGACCCUGGGAGAGAGCUAAUCACGCGAGGUACAACGGCGGAGGAGUGUCGAAGUUUUUGUGGCGAUGGAUGUGAGGCAGUUGAGUGGUGGGAGAAUGGAAAAAAUGCGUGCUAUACCUGCAAGGAUUUAAAGCUUCUCGCAGAAUUCCCUAAACGACUGAAGAAUGACCAAUCCUUUCCACCGCAUGUGUUCGUCAAGAGAAUACGUAUGUUUGAAUUUGUGAGAUUUUUGCAGACAAGGUCACAACCAAAUAAUUGUGCAUCCCUGCUAUAUUUCUUCGCGUUAUAUUUUCAGCUUUUCUAUAUUCAGUGACUCGAAAGAUCAAAUUACCUAAAAGUGAAGUGUGAUUCGCGAAUGAAGCAAAAAGUUAAGAGUCCUGUCCACGCCCGAUGUGGUUCGCACUUAGAGACUACGGUACUAGAACACUUUCAAAAGCCAAGGCACGUAUCUACACCUUAAUUUGAAAACUGUUGUUUGAGUCCCUGGCCUUUGUAGCCUUUGCUUUGCACUUGGGGGUUCUUUUUUGUACACGAAUUUUAAAGGCAAAUGCUGCCAUUUUUUAUACUUACCAUUUGACUAAACCACACCCUCGGUUGUCAGGGAACCGUGCCGUUUGUCUAUCCAAACCUCGUGAUCUGUAAGGCAGAAAAGAUAAUUUCAAACAAACUGAAAUUUUGUGCUCUGUUGUGAUUCUUUUUGUGCUUGAUUUGUUUUUUAGCUGGUAAAUUCCUACCGCGAAAGUCAGACCUUAUGACCACAGCGACACCUUUUACCACCACUACUCAGGAAACACCGACAUCUCCUUCAUACAAUGAAGGAACAACCAUCUCAACAAAACCAGAAUUCGCAUCUCCAUCAAAUAGUCAGCAAAUAACAACAUCAGUUAUCCAGGAUCAAACAACAUUGCCAACCAAGGAAGUAGGAACUACCAAGUCACCUGAAAAGGACGGAACAACCACACAACCUGGCGAGGAUAAAGGAGAAGAAGAAAGUACAACCACGUCACUUAAAGAGGACGGAACAACCGCCUCUUCUGAAAGAUCAGCCACAGCAUCUGGAGAUGAACGAACAACCACAUCACCUGAAGAAGUCAGUUCAACCACGUCACCUGAAGAAGGGGUAACCACACCGCCUGAAGAGGAAGGAAUAACCACAUCAUCUGAAGAGGAAGGAACAACAACAUCAUCUAAAGAGGUCAGUGUGACCACAUCAUCUGAAGAGGAAGGAACAAUCACAUCACCUGAAGAAGAAGCAACCACAUCACCUGAAGAGGAAGGAACAACAACAUCAUCGGAAGAAGUCAAUGCAACCACAUCAUCUGAAAAAGACAGUGAAACUACCUCAUCUGAAGAAGUCAGUGCAACAACAUCAUCAUCUGAAGAAGGAACAACGACAUCACCUGAAGAGGAAGGAACAACCACAUCAUCAUCUGAUGAAGCAACCACAUCACUUAGAGACGUCAGUGUAACAACAUUUUCAUUUGAAGAGGGAACAACUUCAUCAACUGAAGAGGAAGGAACAACCAUAUCACCUGAAGAAGUCAGUGCAACAGCAUCAUCAUCUGAAGAAGGAACAACCACAUCACCUGAAGAGAUCAGGGUAAUAAAAACAUCAUCUGAAGAAGAAGAAACCACAUCACCUGAAGAGGAAGGAACAACCUUAUCACCUGAAGAAGUCAGUGCAAAAACAUUAUCAUCUGAGGAAGGAAUAAUCACAUCAUCUGAAGUAGAAGCAACCACAUCAUCUGAAGACGUCAGUGUGACCACAUCACCUAAAGAGAACGGACCAACCACAUCACCUGAAGAAGUCAGUGAAACCACAUCACCUAAAGAGGAAGGAACAACCCAAUCACCUGGAGAAGAACAAUCAACCACAUCAGCUGAAAAAGGAGCGCAACGCCGGAAGAAGUCGUCAACCAGGAGGAAGGAAGGAACAACCCCAUCACCUGGAGAAGAACAAUCAACCACAUCACCUGAAGUGGAUGAAGGAGCGACCACAUCGCCGGAAGAAGUCAGCGCAACCACAUCACCUGAAGAGGAAGGAACAACCCCAUCACCUGGAGAAGAACAAUCAACCACAUCACCUGAAGUGGAUGAAGGAGCGACCACAUCGCCGGAAGAAGUCAGCGCAACCACAUCACCUGGAGAGGAAGGAACAGCCAUCUCACCUAAAAAGGGAGGUACAACUACCUCACCUGAAGAGGUAGGAAACACUUCAUCAGCCCCAACAUCUCCAGCUGUAGAGGUGAGCGUCUUAGAUUCUGAAAAAAACCCUUGCUUUAGAGCUUUUAACCAUUGUUACGAGUUUUGACUAUUGAAUUUAUUAAUUUACGCUACAACUAGUUGCAAAAGUACUUGAGACACUGUACUUAUUUUGGCUGAAAUGGCCUGAUCAUGAUCUUGUGCUUGUGAUCUCCCUCCACGUCUUAUCAAAGUUGCUAGCAAAACAAGAUCAUGCUCAAAACGUGGAGGAACAACUUUGAAUGGGAGGGAGAAAUGGAGGUCAGUAUUAUAUCUCAUAGACCUGUGACUAGCAGCGAUUUAAAGUAAGAACGGUGGUUUUUUCGUUGGAGUGUCUCACCAUUUUUGUAACUGGUUGUAGCGUCAGAUAGUCAAGGAACGUUUCCGAUUUAAAUUAAAGGUUGUCGUGUAUACAAAUUCCAUUAUUUGAAACAGUGCUUGCUCAGAUAAUAUAAAAAACCGUCUUGUGUUACUUUGUUGUUUUCGUUAUGCAGGCAACCUUCCCGGAUACGCCCCGGAAUGUAAAGGCCAAGGCUCUCUCUGAAACAGAGAUUGAGGUAACGUGGGAUUCACCAAUCAGAGAGGGUCAUGGAUUGUAUUACGAAGUCAGAGUUGCCGAAGUAACGGAAGGUAUUUAUUCAUAAAAAUGACUUUUCGUUUGUUCUUUUCCACCCUUCGUGCUCUUUGCGUCAUAUCUCUCAAAACUGCCAUUUGCCUUACUAUUUAUGCGUUAUCUAUGAUCAACAAAGGACUAGACUACGAGCAGUCUCUCUUUUUUCUUGGUCCGUCGAGCAAAACGCCCGAGACACGCAAAUGACCACGCCAUGACCGACUCGUUUCUUGCGUCUCCCGGCUUCGCCGCUAAACGCUCUUGCGCGUGUGCACUCCCCUUACUAAAUCUGAAGAAAGAGAUAGACUGCUCGCAGUCUAACAAAGGACAAGCGGAUGUAACUUCACAUUUCAACGCACUGUUGAAUAUCUAACCUCUAUACCAAAUUUAAAAUUCUUUAUCAUAUAAAUACUCUUCAUAUCUCUUCCCUUUAGACGUGGGAGUUACGACUGAACGGUUGAUUCGAGUGAUUCGAAUGCCUGGAACCAAUCCCAGCUUCGUCAUUAGGUCUCUAAGCCCUGAGUCACAGUACAUAAUCAGUGUUUCUGCUGGAAAUGAUUACGGUCCCAGUGGCUGGUCAGACUUAAUUUACAGCGAAACUCCAAAAGUUAUCAAGGCUAGAACUGAAACAGCGGAUUGCUCUGGAAAGAAUGAUACAACUAACGGAGGUAAAUGCUUUAAAAGUAAACCAAUGAUGGAGUGUGAAUAGGAGAAUGAACAAAGAAAUGAAUGAACGAACGAACGAAUGAAUGAAUGAAUGUUCUGAACGAAUGGAGGCGUGAAUAAGAUCUUCGAACGUUUAGGUCUCAAUCUAAGGAAACGAGUGUGUGCCUUUAGAUAAGCUUAAAACCAGAAUGUAUCCAAAAUUUCUUAAUUAAAAUAAAAUGUGGACUGAUGGACGGAUGAAUGUGGACUGGACUGGUGUGUAGACCGGGAUAAAUUGAAAAAUAGAGGAGCUAAUUAAAUGCAGCUACUUUUUCGAUCAACCGGUUAAGUUUAUACGGUCUCUUAAAGUGUGUAAAUUUUCUAUACUUUUAAACAGGGGAAAUGCCAUCUUGUGUGAACGUUGAGAACGAUGACCAAAUCUACACGGUAAACGCGAGUUAUGGCCGCUGGCCUGACGACGGCUUUUGCCGCACCCUGUUGGAUUCUGCGGACGUAUCAGCGCAUGACCAAAUUGACGCUUACAAGAUCUCCGCUGACCUAUACGUGCCUGAACUUAAAGGUUUCUCUGAUGAUGUUUAUCUUGGUGUUUUGUUCAACGCUAAGGAUGAGAACAAUUUCGAUUUUGUCUCCUUCAGGUAAAAGACUUAUGAUAGAAUGAUGCUGAGGUUCUUUUUCUUCAUUUGUUUUGUGUCCAGUUCAGUUGUCUCCCUCGUAGCAGUUUUUGUCUCGUCACGCAACGCUCCUUCCCGACAAAUUAACUAAGGAGCGUUACGUGACGAAACAAAAACGGCUGCGAGACUAGGGAGACUAGGGGUGCUUACCAUUUGACAGAAAAAUCCGUUCGGGGAGUCGAAAGCAUAAUGGUAAGCGAUAUACCAGUUUACCGAAGAACUGCUACAUCCGUUACGUUUUGAAUCCAAAAAAGGGCGAAUUUGUGUAGCGUGAGUCUGGAACCGAGAAGGAACCGAGAAAUUGGUUAAUGGUAAGCAACAUUCCGUUUGGUUUGUACGAACCGGAAUGAAAGGACUACCUCAAAACGUACUCCUCAAUUUUCGGUUGGAAUUUCCGAAAAGUGACCUUACCAUUUACAUUUCAUCCGGAAUUUUCGAAAUUUUCUGUCAAAUGGUAAGCACCCUAGCAGUUCAGCAGCUACCGAUGUGUUAUUUUUGUUAUUCGAAGCUCUUUCAUUGGCCGAAUAAUCUUGCGCCGUUUUUUAGCCAAUCAGAAGGGACUCCACCUCAAAGCAUGAAAUUGCAGGAGCAGGAUAUAACGCUCUUAGUUAAACGAAAUGUGAUUGGCUCCUUUGAGCCUCUGCGUAUUUUGAUUGGGUAGACCUUUUUCACAUGACGUUACGGCAGCAAUUUUGGUGUCCCAAAACAAUAAAACGGUGGCCAUGUUUGGUUUUGGAAACAAAUCCUGUGGGAGUUGAACUCUUUCUUAUUUGAAUGCUUUCUUUUGUUAAAAUAAAUUUACAUAGAUGUUGGCCACGUGUAUGAAAACGCUCUAUAGUUAACUCUAUUUUAGUGUUACAAAACUCGUUCGAAAACUCCUCCAAUGGCUCACAGAUUAAAACAUGUUUAACUUGGAAAAGAUCCCAACGGUACCUCGUUGGGAAACUUUGAAAUAAACAGGCUUCCCAGAAGAUUUCAGUAGCGCGUAGCAGAUAGUGAAGGAGUAGAGCAAUAAAAAAAUAUGCCAAGAGAAGAUUAAGGAAAGGCAUGGAAGAGCUGUCAUUGAUUUGAGUAUAGGCUUUUUUGUACGCAAGUAAUAAAUUAGAAAUUUUAGUGUUCUUCAAGCAAGUAAAGAAGUGAAAAGAAGUAGAAAUAUCAUCAAUUCGUUCAUUGAAGGUGAAAUAAAUUUACUGGCGCUAACUUUCCUGCGUCAUUAGUCUAUAUUCGCCACUUGCACAUUUCCCAUAAUGCACCUUAUUUGCCCCAACCCCCCCCAUUUUUGCAUAAGCAUUGUUCUUCAUUUCUCCUGGUAUUACAGCCAUCCAAAAAGAAAUUAAAAACAAUGCUUAUCCAAAAUUUUGAAGGGCAAAUGAGGUGCAUUAUGGGACAUGUUCAAGUGGCGAACAUAGACUAAUGACGCAGGACAGUUAGCGCCUGUAAAUUUAUUUAACCUUCAAUGAACUGGUGCAUAAUUUUCAGACGUACACGAUCGCUUGUUCCCUUUGCUUAUGAAAUAACUGAUUUAUAUCAUUGUUUUUAAAAUCUCCUUAGGUUUGGUUCAAGGGACAACUCGUGCUUUCAAACGGGCACAGCACGAAAUGGUCAGGUAAACUGGUUUGGAUCCCAGUCAGGUUCAUGUCCUUUUGGUCCUCCCGCCAAAGAACGAUGGACGCGUACCGCUCUUGAAAUACGAGACUCCGAAGUCACUGUCUUUCUGGACGAUACGUAUAUAACUUCUUUUAAAGCUCAUCUUCCUCUAAAGGCUGCUGGUGGUGUGGCAGUAGCCAAUAACCAUGGCAACGUGAUACGAUUCAAGGACUUCAGCAUCACUGAUUUGCCGCCACUGCCAUUUACUGACAAGAGUUGCGCUUCGUUGCAAGAUCAUAAGGAGUAUUAUUCAAUUAUUAGCCAGAAUGAUCAUUGGUUCCAAGGUUUUUGCCGCGUUCGAGCUAAAGACGCUAUUGGUCAAGACAGUCUUAAGGAGAAUGAGACUAGUUACCAGAUUUCGGUGGAUUUAUUCAGCGAGGUAGACUGGAGUGGGGAUAGACUUGCUUACGUGGGAAUCAUAUUCAACGCACGUGACAUUAAUAACGCAGACUUCAUUUAUUUCAGGUAAUAAAUGCUAUACCUAACCACUUAAGCUCCAGAAAGCAAUCGUCAAAAACGUUUGACUCCUCAAACCUCACUUAGGAUGUGCCACCCAUGUUGAACUCAUUUUCAUUCCUUGGCUCGCUUCAUGCUUCCUCAGUUAUAACAGCUACACGUUAGGAUCAAAAGAACCAGCUUGCACAUCAUAAUAAACAGCAUCACAGCAAAGUACUGCUCAGUAGCUCUCAUUUGAAUGGUCACACUAUAGGAUUUCUUUGACAGACUUAAAAUUUAGAGUCACACUUUAGGAUUUCAUCCUCUGACUUAGAGUUAAAAUCACCUUGUACAGCAUAAUAAACAGUACCACAGGAAAGUACUACUCAGUAGCUUUCAUUUGAAAGGGCCUAAUAAAAGGUUUCAUCCAGAGACUCAAAAGUUUGAACCACCAUGUACAACUUAAUAAACAGUACCACAGGAAAGUCCAGCUCAGUAGCUCUCACUUGAAUGGUCACACUUUAGGAUUUCCUCCAUAGACUCAAAAGUUUGAACCACCAUGUACGGCUUAAUAAACAGUACCACGGGAAAGUAUUGCGCAGAAGAUUUAAUUGGUUACACUUAGGGGGUUUCGUCCACCGCUCCCAUAUCCCCCACAAAGCCGUUUGAUAAGUUAAUGACGCAUAAGACGCUUAGUUAAAAAAUCAGCGAUUUUAUUUUAAUAUACUUCUAUUUUUUCACACUAAUGAGAUAUUUUACUUUUUAGGCCUUUCUGGAAAGACCACUGUUACCAGACAGGAUACCUCUUAGCGGGGUAUCAGAUGCGAGAGGGUUCUAAAACAGGACCCUGCUCAUGCGCUGUAAAAGGAGGAAAAUGGUUCAACGUUCGUUUGGAGAUUCGCGGCAACAUGGUCACUGUCAUCAUGAAUGACAUACCCACAACGACAUUUAAGUCGCAUUACUCUGCGAUCAAUAAGGGCAGCGGUGUUCUUGUUACUGGCGGCCGUCGGAUGGCCAUCCGUUUCAAGAAUUUGUUUACCUGGAGACUUCCACAACUUCCGUUCGUCUCUAAGCAUUGUCAAAGCACGAGAGUUGCUGAGGUGCUUGGUGGAGAUGUUUUUACAUUGAUGGCGCACAGUGGGGUGGAAGACCCUGAACACUCGGUUAUUUGUCGUGCCCUGUUUCCUAAGGUUAUUGUUGCAGACAGCUACGUCGUAAGUGUUAAAAUCCAAGCUAAGGGAAGCCUGAUGGGAGGAAAGUAUGGAAUCAUAUUCAAUGUUAAAAACGCUGACAGCUUCGAUUUCGUGUCUUUCAGGUAGGUCAGCUGGAAUCAAACAAGAGCAAAAAGGAGGGCGAAAGCUGGUUGAAAUAUUCCAGCCUUAAUUCACUGAUUUUGUUCCUUAAGCUGUGCUAAAGGAGCUGAUGAGGCUUUUUUUUACCGGCUCAAUCGAUAUCCACUGGAUAGCACAAUUGGUUUCCUUUAUACCUAUCCACUAGAUAAUGAUUUUUCUAGUGGAUAGCGCUAACCAGCAUUUGAACAAUUGGGGCCAGCCCCUCGGGGAAUUGCUGUUUUAUAUACUAUCAUCAUUAACUGUAUCACUCACCUAUCAGUAACCUCUACGCAGACGCUGAGAGGGGGGGAUAACUAACGGUGGAGUUAAACCUCCUGCUACGGACAUUGAAGAUUUUUUUUUUGGCGUUGAAAAGAGAGUUGAAUUUGAAAUCCUUCCGCAAAAGAGGUGCCCUGAACUUAAGUAACAAACGGUUAUUUAACAAUUAUUCCUCGAGAAUAACUAGAGGCCAACUGGUUGGUCAAAAAUAUCGAGAAUAAAAAAAUUUUAGCUUGUUAAAGCUAGACUUUAAUCCUUUUUUGCCGCCAAAAAGCCUGCGCUUUUCGCUACUAGGGGGCUAUAACAUAUAGCCUAGUAGUAGCUCAACCAAUCAGAAUGCAGCAUUGAUAAUAGACCACUAGCUGGAUUUUACUAAUGGCCUUUAUUUUUCAUCCAAAUAACCCCACAACUUUUCGUACUAAAACGAUGCUCCCAUUCUCUCAGUAGUGGCCAAUUACAACUUUUGUUUCUUUUCCAGGCCUUACCAUCGAAGCAGUUGUGUGGAGGCUGGACACUUUAAAGUCAACAACGUAAAAGAAUAUUAUACGAUUAAAUCCUUAUCAUGCUCAUAUGGAAUUCUUAAGAGCGGAAGAUGGUACGAUGUCCGCGUGAAAGUAAGUGGAAGAGACGUCAAAGUUCUUGUUAAUGACGUGGAAGUUGCUGGCUUCACGAGUCAUUCUGAUGUCAAUGGACGCGGAGGAGUCAUGGUGGCCAGCGGUUUUAAGAGGAAAAUAAGCUUUAAAAAUUUUCGUGUUUUUAAUUAGACAGCUACUCAUACUGCAAUGAAAAAUGCAAGAAUAGUAUAAGCCUGGCCUAUUUCUGAAAAAAAUUUAAAUUUUCUUAUCGGUUCAGGACGCAUCCCAGGGACCAAUAAGGCCUUAUACUUUUGACACUUUUCUGUGGCGUGAUUUUAGCUUAUGUUUUUAAAAGUUAUCCAAUUAUAUAUUCACAGCUUUCCCUUUGCUCAUGCCAGCGUUGUUAUUUAUAUAGGGUGCCUUGCUUAAAAUAUCGCACAACCAAGUUAUGAAAUAAAAUUUGCUGCCAGCAAAUCAGUGACAACCUAAAAGUGUUUUUUUUGAUAACUUGGCUUAAUAACUAAGACUUAACAUGCGAUGACAGACCAUUUUACAGUUACAGGUGGAAACGAGGUUGGAGUUGGCCUUGUUUUCGUACAACUCUUUCUGCUUUAUUAUGUAAAUCAUAUCGUUCUUAUGCUGACUGGUUUUUGUUAAGCAUAAUUAUAUUUCCAUAUGAAAAAGAAAGAGAUUUGUAGCCGGCAAAACAAGGUCAACCUCUGCCUCACGUUCACUCAAAAGCUGGAAUACUAAACUCACCAGGCCACAACAGUUGUAAAAUGGUCUAUUAUAUAAUCGUUUCAUUUUCAUCUUGUUACCCC
Messenger RNA from Porites lobata, 12713 nucleotides. NCBI's taxonomy places the organism in Eukaryota, Metazoa, Cnidaria, Anthozoa, Scleractinia, Poritidae. The record is from the annotation of a GenBank genome assembly.